AUGGGUCCUGGUGGGUCCUGGUGGGUCCUGGUGGGUCCUGGUUGGUGCUGGUUGGUGCUGGUUUGGGCUUGUGGGAGCUGGUGGGAGCUGGUGGGAGCUGCCGUGUCGAACCUGGAGAAGGAGAGUAAGCUGUCGCUCCACUACCAGGCCCAAUGGCACCAGUCCCACAGUAUGAUCCACCCCUGCACCAGGCCGCCAUGUUUGGAGGAGCAGCACCGGAAUGCCCACUUCUGCCUCCGAGCUCUGCAACAAGAUGAGUUGCAGAAGAGAUCGUCGAGUCGAGAGAGGAACCGUGUGACCAUCUCCAUCUCAAUGGCGCCCCCUAUGCCCACAUUCCCCUCACCACACACCAUCCGCAGGCAGCAGAGGAGCCGCCUAGCCAGAGCUCAAGAGAGAGAGCAGCGGGAGCUCGAGCUGGACUAUCAGACCAGGAAAGAGAUGACCGUGAGAGAAACUGAACUUCAGACCGGACAGAAAAAGGAGAGGUCUGUGCGGGAGGAGGUGCAGAGAAAGUUUGAGUGUUUUUACUCACUUCAUCCAAUCGAUGGUUGCAACUUCAUUCCAUGGAAUAGAAAGUCUACCUCGACAAGCGAGUGUGAGGUGGCUGAGGUUCCAGGAGAGAAAAAAGCCAAAGCUCCGUCCCCAGCUACGCCCACCAUGCAGGACAAGCAGACCAGCUGGACCCGGGAGAAGCACACCUCCCCGGACCCCAACCCUGUCUCCUCCUGCAUCAUUCCCAUCAACGUCACGGGAGUUGGCUUUGACCGAGAAGCUAGCGCUCGCUGCUCCCUCGUCCAUUCCCAGUCUGUGCUGCAGAGAAGAAGAAAACUAAGGCGGAGGAAGACCAUCACGGGGAUCCCCAAAAGAGUGCAACAUGACAUGGAUUCAGAUGAAUCACCAGUGGCAACAAGAGAGCGCACCGUGAUUGUUCACGCCAACCCUCACCAACUCUCUUUGUGUGAAGAAGACCUCUCAAUCAGUGGUCGUCUAUCACACACCCGCGAUUCUGGCUGCCAGACCGAUGACUUCCUUAUAGCAUGUACAGCUGCUCCCUCUCGACGGCGCAUCCGAGCCCAACGAGGUCAUCAAGGGCUCCCCGCCUCCCUGUCCCAUUCCACCGGAAACAUCUCGGUCCUGGACGACCCAUCGGAGUCCACCUACAGCCGCUCCACCAGCCACAGCCGCCUCAGAUCCCGCAGCCUCCCGCGAGAGGGCGGCCGACUCCUGGACAGCGAUGAAGAUGACGACGACGACAACUACGACGAUGAUGAUGAUGACGAGGAGGACGAAGAGCUGUCCCCGUACGAAGCCGAGGACUUUAUUCCGUCAGGGCCCAGUCCCAGGAUGAAAAUGAUGAUGAUGAAAGAUGAGGAGGAGAGCACCGAUGACCAAGCUGCACCUGAGCCUUUACAGCUCGGGACCCUCAAACGGCUGCAGCGAUCGGGAGACAGAGGAGGGGGAAGUCCGGAGCACAACUGGAUGGAGAGAGGCAGGUCUCGGAUGCCUCGUAAAGCAGAUAUGGGCAGCUGUGAGAUCUCCUCGAGUUCAGAUACGUUCAGCAGCCCAAUUCACUCAGUGUCCACGACUGGAGUGAUGGGGACCAACGUGGAUCAUAAAGAGGAUCACCAAUCGUCAAGCGGCAAUUGGAGCGGAUCCAGUUCAACCUGUCCCUCGCAGACCUCCGAAACGAUCCCACCUCCCUCGUCCCCACCUUUAACUGGAUCGUCCCACUGCGACUCAGAACUCUCGCUCAACACUGUGCCCAACGCCAGCGAUGAAGGGUACUCGUUAGACCCUGCGUACCACACAGAUUUGAGACCCCAAGGCCAGGGUCACAGGUCCAGUUCCUUCACAUCCUCAGCCACAGAUCAGCUGGAUGACGCAGGAGUGAGUACAGCCAGCGAAGGGGAGUGGGCAUAUCCUCCUGAUCAGGACCAAAUAGACCCUGACCAAGAAAAUGACCUGACUCAAAAUCAGAAUCAUGGACUAUCCCAGGAAUACAGCUCCAAAGGUGUGCCAGAUCAAACUUGCAGCAUGGACAAAGAUGGAUACCCAGUCGACACGGACAGUUUCUAUUUCUCUCCUGUGAACUCUGGAGAUUGCAACCAGACAUACAGAGGGUACAUGUAUAACUAUGCAGAACAAGGGUCUGAGAGUGGCCAAAACACUGUGGCAGCACCACUACAACAUGGAGUUUACAACUUCUCAUCUGUUCCAGGCCGUUGCCACCUCGUAGACCGCCACCAAGACCCCCGGGACAUGAGCAUGCAUUCUCGCCGGAACAUUCGCAGCCGACUCCCCCAGGCCGGCAUCCAGAUGGGCCUCCUUCAUACGAAAGCCUACUGUUCAGACAUGAUCGAUGACGAUGACGACGAAGAAGAAGAAGAGGAGGAGGAGGAAGCAGUUAAGGAGCCGCUAAGACCAGUAUGUUCCCGAUUAAGCAUUAAAGCCGACCACCCUCCACCCCCAGCCUACGGGGGAUACCAUUCUGACUCAGGGCCCUGGUCUAGUCCACUCAAAGUGCCUGGUUCCACAGCAGAGACAUCGCAUCCUUACCUAAUCAGCGAUGUGAGAAGAGGAGGACCCGAAGAUCAUGUCGGAGAGGAGGAGGUGACGUCAGGUGCUACCAGAAGUGCCCAUCAGCAGCAGUUCUUCGAGAGUAAAGAUGACUCCACGACUCCUGAUACAGAGGACUACUUUAGUAAAGAUUCUACUCCCAGUGACAACUCGCUGUCGCCGGUGAUGGAUGAUGGAAGAAUGGAUGAUGACAUCAUUAUUACAUCCCCAAAUAAGAGCCGUACGACAGAAGAUUUGUUUGCCAUGAUACACAGAUCCAAGAGGAAGGUGUUAGGCCGUAAAGAUUCUGGAGACAUAAAUGCAAAGUCUCGCCUCUGCCUUCCUCCCCCCGUGACCAGUGGGACCAUCCCCACCAUAAUUGUCCCCCCAGCUCCUCCGGCCAGCGUUCCCGUACUUCCGGUGUGUGCUGCCGGACCUCCUCGCGUCCCCGUACCAAUCUACCGCAGUGCCAAAAAGUCAAGCACUUCAAACGAGGAAUUCAAACUUCUCCUGCUGAAGAAAGGCAGUCGAUCUGAUACCAGCUAUCGCAUGUCGGCGAUCGAGAUUCUCAAGAGCCCGAUUACCCCGAAGACCCCCGGGGAGUCUCUUCAUGACGGACCCAUGAGACAGAACGAAGACCUAUCCUCUGCUCUCCAAGAAGCUGCCCUCUCAAACCUGGAGCCGGUCCACAUCCCAGGCCUCUACCCCCGAGCCAACACAGAGAGCUUCACGCCCAAAACCCUGGCCAUGUCGGCAGCGUCUCGUCAGGGCCGCUCCAGGGUGCCCCCGGUGGCCAGCAGCAGUCGCUACAGCACGCGCAGCCGGCUCUACACAGCCCCGAUGCAAGCCAUUUCUGAGGGGGACACGGAGAACUCGGACGGGAGCCCCCACGAUGACCGCUCCUCCUAA
Molecule: messenger RNA, 3465 nt
Organism: Knipowitschia caucasica
Lineage: Eukaryota; Metazoa; Chordata; Actinopteri; Gobiiformes; Gobiidae
Source: the annotation of a GenBank genome assembly